Telopea speciosissima is the source of this 1517-nucleotide messenger RNA. RefSeq names its product protein TRIGALACTOSYLDIACYLGLYCEROL 4, chloroplastic. NCBI's taxonomy places the organism in Eukaryota, Viridiplantae, Streptophyta, Magnoliopsida, Proteales, Proteaceae. Gene Ontology annotation, molecular function: phosphatidic acid binding. Gene Ontology annotation, cellular component: chloroplast envelope. The transcript is spliced from 5 exons. The coding region runs from base 77 to 1486 and encodes 469 amino acids. The record is from RefSeq and is a predicted model, not a curated record. Gene Ontology annotation, biological process: acylglycerol transport; ER to chloroplast lipid transport.
UUGAAAUCGACGACACAAGCGGAACAGCUGAACAAGGGUGCGUUUUAACUUUAAUUUGAGUUUGCUUUUGACGAUCAUGAAGAAUCUGAGAUGGGCAAUGGAUGCUGGAUUUUGGGAUCUGGACAUGUCCACUCCGAGGGUUAUUGACGGGGUCGCGCGCCCUGUUCGUGGAGACCCUCUGCCUUUAGGUCUGUCGAGAGGGACCAGGCUUUCGAGGCCCAAGCAGAUUGACUUUAUGCAGCGUUUCAUGUAUAUGCCUUUCGUUCCUUCUUACGUUGGUGAUCCUUCCAGUGGCAGCCACGGUUUAUCUCUGCAACGCGUACUCACCUUCCCUUUCCGUGAAAACUUGUUUGCUACUGUGUUGGGCCAGCUGAAUUUGCAGAAAUUAAUAUCUUCUGUAAAAGAGUGCCGAUCAAACAACACCCUGGACUCAUCAUGGUUGAGAAACAUUGGGAGAAUCCUUUGCAGUAAAUCCAUUUAUGCUAGUGGUUUGUUCUUAGAAUUCCUGAUCACACCUGACAGUACAUUACUUGUGAGCUCAGAUGUAUAUGGUGAACAGAAGAGACCUCGAAACAAGGCAGUUUUUUAUCACAAGUUUCCAUGGCAUGAUUUAACUGUUGAAGCGGUAUGGCCUGAACUGUUUGUGGACAAGGCUGGUACUUAUUGGGAUGUGCCAUUGUUGAUGACAAUUGAUCUGGCUUCUCUUGCUUCCGACUCUGGCUUCAGCAAUCACUUCAGCAUACAUUAUAAUGGAGGGGAGCCCAAGCAGUUUGAUGGCAAUCAGAUAGGUCAGAUACCUCCUACUUUACUCCCUGGGAUUUGUGUCAAACAAGCCUUCUCUAUUAAAAAAGAUGUGGACAUCUGGAGAAAUGAAGCUGGCAAAUUGAAAAUGGUGCAACCAUAUGACAUUUUCCUGUCAGAUCCUCACAUUUCCGCAUCAGGAAUCAUUGGUACUGUAGUUACUGCAUCUUUUGGAGACAAUUCCGUGAGAUCACAAGGAAAAGAUGCAGUGCUGGGCCCUGGGGGCUUCAGUCUAUACUCCUCUGGAAAAAAGUCUGCCCUUUUGGCAGAUUUAUUUGCAUCUGUUUCCUAUACAGCUCAGCAUGGCCACUUCCAAAGACUCUUCUUGGAUCUUACCAGGUUACAUGCGCGCCUGGAUUUCCCGUCAGGUUCAAAAUUUGUAGCUGGGGCGGCAUGUCUGGCACAAGAUCUUUACCAUUCUCAAACACCUGAUUUGAAGGCAGUUCAAGCAAUUUGCCCAGAUGUCACCCUCUCUCUUCAACAACAGAUUGGUGGGCCUUUUAGCGUUCGAGUUGAUUCAAGGCUUGGAUUGGAUUUGAACAACAGAGGUUGGCAUGCCCAUGUACAUGAGUCAGUUUUUGCCAUUGAAUAUGCCUUACAAGUUCUUGGUUCAGCAAAGGCCGUGCUAUGGUAUUCCACCAAACAUCGAGAAGCCAUGGUUGAGCUCCGUUUCUUCGAGACAUAAGCAAAAAAUCUGGUAUGUUAUUUCCUUUGUA